This is a messenger RNA of Protopterus annectens (West African lungfish), 6471 nucleotides long. RefSeq names its product ENAH actin regulator (gene ENAH). The transcript has 15 exons. The record is from RefSeq and is a predicted model, not a curated record. Gene Ontology annotation, biological process: actin polymerization or depolymerization; axon guidance; actin polymerization-dependent cell motility. Gene Ontology annotation, molecular function: profilin binding; SH3 domain binding. Lineage: Eukaryota; Metazoa; Chordata; Ceratodontiformes; Protopteridae. The coding region runs from base 128 to 2683 and encodes 851 amino acids.
UCUUUAACACAAAAUUAGAAAUUAGCCUCAUUAACAGUUUGAGUAGCAGUGCUGCUUGUGGUGACAGUACAGUUGUGAGAAAGAAGAAUCUUCCUUUGUUUUAUGAAACUAAGUACAAUUUUCUACCAUGAGAUUUAUAAAAUCUAUGAGCAUGCCGGAGCGAACGGCAAUGAAACUGAACACACCCAUGGUUUUAUUGACAGAGAUGACAACAACCAUUGAGCAGAGUAUAUGCCAAGCCCGAGCUGCUGUAAUGGUCUAUGAUGAUGCCAACAAGAAGUGGGUGCCUGCUGGUGGCUCCACUGGGUUUAGCAGAGUUCAUAUAUAUCACCAUACUGGCAACAACACCUUUAGAGUUGUGGGGAGAAAGAUCCAGGACCACCAGGUGGUGAUAAACUGUGCCAUUCCCAAGGGACUAAAAUACAAUCAGGCUACACAGACCUUUCACCAGUGGCGGGAUGCCAGACAAGUAUAUGGACUUAAUUUUGGCAGUAAGGAAGAUGCGAACGUGUUUGCAAGUGCCAUGAUGCAUGCCUUAGAAGUUCUAAAUGCACAGGAUACAGGUCCAACGUUACCACGUCAGAAUUCUCAGCUUCCCCCUCAGGUACAGAAUGGUCCAACCCCGGAAGAGCUGGAAAUACAAAGGAGAUUACUACAGGAGCAGCAGCGACAAAAGGAGUUGGAACGAGAGAGACUGGAACGUGAGAGAAUAGAACGUGAAAGACUCGAACGGGAGCGUCAAGAAAGAGAGCGACUCGAAAGGGAACGAUUAGAACAGGAGCAGCUAGAGAGAGAAAUACAGGAGCGUGAAAGAUUAGAACGAGAGAGACAAGAGCGAGAACGACAAGAACGGGAGCAGCAGGAGUGGGAACUACAAGAAAGAGAACGAUUAGAACGCGAGAGACAGGAAUUACUGGAAUGUGAAAGGCAGGAGAGAGAGAGACUUGAAAGAGAGAGAAUAGAAAGAGAACAGCAAGAACAGCUAGAAAGAGAACAGCUGGAGUGGGAACGGGAGCUAAGACUAGCAAAUGCUGCUUCAUCUUUUGACAGCUCUGUGUACAGCACUCAACCUCCUGAGUACUCCAGUUGCCAGCCUCCUUCAGCACCUCCUCCAUCGUAUGCUAAAGCCAUUUCAAGUCCGAUUUCAUCCUUCACUGCUGAAUCUUCUGCUGAUCCUUCAUCAUCAGGCUCUUCUGCUGCUACUGGUUCUGCCCCACCCACACCACCAUUGAGACACUCAGCAUCACGUUUUGCCACAUCCUUGGGCUCAGCCUUCCACCCUGUCCUGCCACAUUAUGCUACUGUGCCUCGUCCUUCUAAAGGCUCUGGCCCACCUUCCCCUGUGACUGCGCCUCAAUCAUUGCCUCCAGUUGCAAAAAAUGUUGUUUGGUCUACACAAAACUUUGCUCCUUUGCCACCCUCUCCUCCUGUAAUGAUAAGCAGUCCUCCAGCCAAGGCUACAGGCCCCCGGCCUGUACUUCCAAUCUCUGCUGUUAGUCCACUGUCUCAUGUACCAUCAUCACCAACAGCACCAGAUGGACCUUCUGAAUUUCCAGCUCAGCCAGUUCUUUCUCCAUCUACUCCAGCGCCACCACCAUUACCUCCUCCACUUCCACCACUCUCCUUCUCUAGCUGUCAAGCUACUCCUCCUCCUCCAAGCACUCCUACUACUUCUACUCCAUCAUGCCUACCUCCUGUUCUUCCUUCUCCGUCUGCAGCUCCCUCUGCUGAAAGCUGUCUAAACUUUGUGCUCGGGGAUUCCUCUGCUCCUGAUUCAGCCUCACAUGCAGCAGCUUCUCAGCUGACUGAACCUCCGUCCCAGCAGGCAGCUGUUGCUCAAGGACCCCCUGCUCCUCCACCCCCACCCCCACCCCCUCUGCCACCAGGUCCAGCUCCACUUUCAGCAACUGGGCCACCACCUUCACCUUGCCCUCCUCCCCCACCACCACUCCCUCAGUCAGGACCGCCACCUCCACCGUGCCCACCACCACCUCCACCUGGACAAGCCCCUCCUCCUGCACCUCCUCCACCACCUGCUCCUCCUCUUCCUGCUGCUGGUUUUACUUCAUGCUCUGAUGAGAACCGCCCGUUGACUGGGUUAGCAGCUGCACUAGCAUCAGCCAAACUUCGAAAAGUACAAAGGCCUGAAGAACCUUCUAGUCCGUCUGCUCCAUCCAAAUCAGAAAGCAGCCGUGGUAAUGGACCUCUUUCCAUGGGUGGGAGUGGUUUAAUGGAAGAAAUGAGUGCCCUGCUGGCCAGGAGGCGAAGAAUUGCUGAGAAAGGAUCUGCAGUAGACUUAGAACAAAAAGAAGAAAAAAAUGUCAGUGCGGAAGAGCUUGAGUCACCAGUUCCAAAGACAUCAGCAGCAAGUACACCUGAACCAACCAGAAAGCCUUGGGAUAGAACAAAUGCUAUGAAUGGUAGCAAAUCACCUGUUAUAUCCAGACGAGACUCUCCACGGAGAACUCAAUCGGUUUCUGAAAGCAGGUUUUUUGACUCAUUGAACAGACCGAAAUCAACGCCAGCUGGAACGCCAAGUGCCAAUGGUGUCCAAACAGAAGCUUUAGACUACGAGAGAUUGAAACAGGACAUUUUAGAUGAAAUGAGAAAGGAACUAACAAAACUGAAAGAGGAACUUAUUGAUGCAAUCAGGCAGGAACUGAGCAAGUCCAAUAACGCAUAGAAGGCUAAUCUUGAAUUAAAAUAAAUUUGCCCCAUGUGACCAGAACUGUCUACAUUAUUGUAUGCUGUUAGACGAAAACAGAGACUGAUAUUCUGAAAGACAAGGGAGAUGGUGUAAACCCUGCAUUUUGGAGAGAACUCACUGUCACAGCGUUGAUGUGCUGGUCCUUCAUCACAGCUUGCUGCCUUUUUUUCCUGACCAUCAGUAAUGGGAAGGAAGUGUCUUAAGAGUCCUGUUAAAAAUUGCAGUUCAUUUUGUUUUAAACAUCAGUCACUGUAGAGCUUUGGAAUGUUUUCAUGUUGGGGAACUGCAUUGCACAUGUCUUGAAACCUGUGUUCCAGUGUUUUAAGUCGUGGUAAAGGUGGCAUUGCAAUGGAGAAAUGCAUUUUGUACACUGAGAAGGACUUGGCUUUUCACAUUCACACAGGCUAUUACCUGUAUCCCUCAGGUCUGUCUUCCUGAAGUAUGACAUUUUUUUUAUGUGUAAUUUAAGUAUUUUGGGCCAUAUUUGUGAGGCCUGUGCAUUAGAGAAAAAUCACAGGCAGUUUUUGGACAAAGUAUAUUUUAGAAGGUAUUGUCUGUUCUUCAGAAGCAUCUGGUACUCAUUUUAGUUCUUAAAGUUGAAAGUUCCCACUCUGCUCUCUUUCUGUUGCCUUCAUAUUUUGUUUUAUUCCACAGUAAGAAGCAAGUGUAGUCCAGGUAAUUUUGUUAGUUAACCUUGCAUUUUGAAAUCUUUUAUUAAAUCUCAAUAGUAUUAUGUGGAUUGGAAAUUUAUAGCAAAUCUCAGCAUUGAUAAUUUAGAGAUGCAGGCCUUUUCCCCAAAACGAUUAAUGUUGAUUGUGUACUACAGAAUCAUCUUUUUUUUUCCUUUUUUUAAAAUUCUGUUUUCCGUUUUUAGAAAAGAUAUGUAAUAUUACCAUACCACUGUCUUUUGUUUGUUUAAAGGCUGUUUAAGUAAAUUUUCAGGACUGUGAUUAAAGUUGAUUAUAAUGUAUACCUUUUAUUUUAAAAUGAAUUCUGAAUGUUAUAAGCACUAUGUUUUUCUUAUCCAUAUAUGCAUGUUUAGUAAUAGAAAGUAUUGUGGACUUUUUCUCAGCAGUAAUUCAUGAAAACAAAGCAGGUAAACAGUCAUGUUCAGUGCAGUUCCUUUGCAUUCAUACUGUACAGUUUAAUGUGCUUAUAAUUUUCUGAGUUGUAUGUUUUGUUUGUCUCCAUACCUCAUACAAAGGAUUUGGCAUACUAAAUAUGGCAGUCCUGUGAUUUAAGCUUAUUUUAAGGACUAAAAUUCAUCACAGUAUUUGGUUUUUACUAGGAAUUUGAAGCUAGUUAAAUCAUAUUUUCAUUCACUAGCCUGACUGGUGAGUUUUGGAAGCCGUUACACUGUUGCUUAUAUAUUUUUUUGGUAGUGCCUAUGGAGUACAAUCAGUUUUGCACACAAGUGUAAUAAGUUAGAGUCAGAACAGUGCCAUAUUUGGUUUGUACUUUGUGGUGGUCUGGAGAUUGUUACAGUACAUGCAGCUAAGAACACGCAUGUAUAGCCAGAUGCCUCAACUAUUUUUUUUUCUUCUAGUCAUCGAAAGGGUUUAAAAACAGUGGGAUACUAUGCACGAUAUGAGCACAAGGGCACAUAUUUACAUGUAUGUUGUGAUUUUAAAACUUUGUAUGUCAUUAACGCCUCUUCCUCAUAUUUGCAGCUCAUAAAGCUUUUUUUUUUUCAUUUAGGCCUUAGACCCUCACAUUUUCAAAUGUCCAAAACUAAAUGAAGUAAAUAUGUUGGUGGCAGCUAAUGAUUUAAAUGAUAAUGAAGUUUAAUCUGCAGUGGAUUUGGUUUCUAUUUCUACUGAGAAUUCCUCGUUUGUGUAGUAACAGAGAUGGGCAGCUCAUUUCAGUUCAGUAUUUUUAUUUUUUUUUUAAUUUCUGGACAUUUUCUGUAUAAACACAAAAUGCUGUUGCUGUCAUAAAACCAAAAUGCACAGUUGUAACUGUUCAGAUCUUGCACAGGCUGCUGUUUUGGUGAAGCCUGAAAGUAAUUUCUUCCUUAGAAGAAACAGUAUUUUUGUGUUUAUAGAGUCAGAGAAAGUUACAGAUGUGUGUGGUCCCUUACCAAAGAUAGCAGCAUAAUCCUUAACUAAGCAUGGUUAUGCUACAGACAUGCACAGGUAAUGCAGGGAAAAUAAUACCUGUGGAAUAAGGUGGAAAUUUGUUUCUUUGAAUGAGUUAGUGGACUGUACAGCAUCAGUUUUGUGCCUUGAUUUUAAGAUGAAUAAAGAGGGCUGUGGUUGUUUAGUGCAGUGACUGCUAAGCAUUUUCAAACUCUAGUGUAAACUCAGUGUUGAGCUGCAUGAAUCCUAUUCAAUGGGGUAUGAAGCAAACAUGUAACGGGACAGUUAACAGAAUCACUUGAAAUCGAAGUGCGAUUUGCAUAUACACAUUCAGGUGAAGUCUGAUUAGUAUAAUAAUUCACCCAAAGCAUGCCAUGUAGGAGAGAGGAAGUAUUUUUAUUUUGCCCCCCAAAAAAAACACAUUUUCUUUUCAUCAAAGUGGUCCAGCACUGUUUAAGUACAAACAUGAAGGGCUUGACCCUCUCCGGGUAAAAGUAGUUUCUGGCAGUGUUUUUUAGUGAGUUAUUAUACUGACAGUUUCUGGCUAACCAUGUUUAUUAAACUGUGGUUUGGUACACUGUCCAUAUUUCAGCUGAACACUAAUUUGUAAUUUAAAGAAUGCUGUUAGAAUGUCUAAAUUCCCUACUUCUAGUUAUUUAGCUUCUGGAGUAUUGUAGGGUUCUGUUAUAAGAACAGCUGGGGAUCACCGAUCAUGUUCUUGAUCGACUGUGUUGUAAAAUCUGUAUAAUAAACAAAACCUUAGGUGUUAGAGGGCUUGGAUGAGUAGUUCUUUAACAUGAAAAAGAAAUUGCACUCGUAUGCUGCCUUGAAUUCCACUUUGAAAAAUACUGCUUGUCAGCACUUGCAACCUGAGCUGUAAUGAAACACCAGAGAAGUGGAAAGAAUUAUCAUUACAGUUAAAAUGAAUGUAAAUUUAUUGAGUGCUGGUGCUGAAAUCUUUUCAGUCAUUAUGAGGUUUAAAAUGUUCAUUAGGCCUUUCAGAGUGGCAAGGCCAGAUCCAGGUGAUUUGAAGAUAACUUUAGUUGAAUGUGGAAUUUUCUCACUUUUGACUUUGUGAUUUUUAAAAUUUCCCCCAUUCACUUUUUCUUAUAUUUGUACCAUAUUCUGUUUCAUUUUAAAUUUCUUACAUGCUAACAUUUGUUUUGUUUGAGCGAAUGAAAUAAAAUUUCAGUUCAUAUGUGUGUGAGUAGGCAUGCUCUUUGUGUCUUGAAUACCAGUUUGCAAGGCCGUACACUAGCCAAAACAUGUUGGGUGCAUUCAGACAUUAUAAAACAGCGUACCAUCGCUAGGGUGUCUAUUUGUUUUGAAGAAGUACCAAAAAAAUAAGGUGCUUGUAAAGCAAGUGACUUACCCCGAACAGAGCUUAACACCAGCACAAAUGGUAAUUUUCUUCAGUGGCAUUACUCUGUCAUUCUUUCAUUUUGUCAGUGUUGGAAUUUUGUAUAUUGGUUUAUUACAUUUUGUGGAGGAGUUAAAAAUUAAACUUCACAGGAGAUGAAGCCGUUAUAGCACCAAAAGUCCCACAGAUCUGUCAGGGAGAAGCUAGGUUUGCUGAGAGUAUAACAUUUUUAAUCUUGCUACAUAUAAUUCACAGCACCAUAAAACUUGUAAUGGUUUUAUCAGCUUCACAGGCGCUUUGUCUAUUAAAACACCCUUGUUAUGUCA